This is a messenger RNA of Hirundo rustica (Barn swallow), 2163 nucleotides long. RefSeq names its product Rho guanine nucleotide exchange factor 39 (gene ARHGEF39). Gene Ontology annotation, cellular component: plasma membrane. The record is from RefSeq and is a predicted model, not a curated record. Bases 357 to 1409 code for a protein of 350 amino acids. Gene Ontology annotation, biological process: positive regulation of cell migration. NCBI's taxonomy places the organism in Eukaryota, Metazoa, Chordata, Aves, Passeriformes, Hirundinidae. The transcript is spliced from 11 exons. Gene Ontology annotation, molecular function: guanyl-nucleotide exchange factor activity.
CAGGGGCUGGGACCGGUGUUCUGGCGUGGAGUGGCGUGUCCCGUCCCUGUCUCCACCCGUGGAGGGGCCCAUGGCAGGAUGAACCCCUGAGCAGCGCAGCCUGACUUUGGUGGUAGUCCCGCUCUGCGCACAAGGCUCAACAGCAUGACCCAUAAAGAUCCCUUAGGCUGAAUUACCCCUGAUUCCACCAAGUAUUUCCUGAAUCCGUGUCGCGGUCUGAGAAAAACAUUUGAAAUUGGUCUGCAAAAUGAAGAUCUUGACUGCAGUCUACCUGCUCUAGAGGUGCUCUGUGAAUGGCAGCGUUUUAGUCCAUUACUGGAUCCUUUACUUCCCUGUAUAUCAACCCUGACUCUGCCAUGAGUGCCUCAUCCCUGCUAUUUGUGGUUGGAGCAAACACUGUGGAAGACCAGCGGGCUCGCUGGGAGAGAAAGCGCAGCAGGACAGCCAAGGAACUGCUGGAAACAGAGCACAAAUACCUUGAGCAGCUGGAUUUGGUGCUCACAUACUUUGUGACAAUUUUAAAGGCCAAAGGGACGCUGAAACCUGCUGUGUUGGAAACUAUAUUUGGACCCCUGGAGCCCUUAUAUUCAGCCAGCCAUGUUCUGUCACUUCACCUGGAGAAAGGGAAUUUGGGACCAGGACUGGAAAAUUUUUGUCUGAGUCUGGAUCUUUAUGGCCACUAUGCUGAGAAUUUGGAGGAGGCAAAUAUAACCUUGAAGAAACAAGUGAGGAAAAAUAAGUCAUUCCGGCAGUUUAAGAAACUCCAGGAGACUCGACCUCAGUUUAAAGGGAAGGAGCUAGAGGAUCUGCUUCUUUUGCCCCUGCAGAGGCUGCACCAGUACAAGCAUUUCUUCAGAGACCUGCUGGAGAACACCAGCCCAGACACAGCUGAGUACCAGAAACUUGCAAAGGCUGUGAAAUCUGUUUGUGAGGUAUCUCACUGGGUCCAAGACAUCUUUGAUAAGAGAGAGAACUCCUCGCAGCUACUUCGGGUUCAGAAAUUGCUCAAAGGACAAAAGACUCAGGUUUUGACUCCAGAUCUCACAGCUGUCUCUGUUUCCCCGGCAUGCUCAGGGCGCUGGUAUAUCCGUGAAGGCUGGCUUUUGGUGGUGCCUUCAAAGGGAGAACAACUGAAGCGCAGGAUGUUCUUCCUGUUCUCUGAUAUCCUCAUUGCAGCGAAGCCCUGCCACCCACUGCACCUGCUGAACUCCAACAAAUUGUCCUGCCAGGCUGUCUACCCGCUCCACCAGUGCUCAGUGGAUAAAGUGUUCGGCCACACGUGGAGCCAGGGAGGGCUCCUCAGUCUUUCCUUUCCACACAAGACACUGCUGUUGAUGUCCAACAACCAACAAGAGAUCAAUGACUGGUACCGGAGUCUCACAGCUGCAGUCAGGCAGCUGAAAGCCUGACCCGAGCACAAGACAAGACUGGCAGGACAACCACCCUCAUGGCAGAAGCUCCCACAAUCUUAUAAAAUGUUCAGGGACAUACAGUAGCACUGAAUUGAGGAGGACUAUACACUGUAUUUGUGAGAUGAUGAAUGCUUUGUUAGCUGCCCUAAUACUCAUACAGAUACUGCCAAAAAUGCAUUUGUAUAUAAAAAAGACCUGUAUCAAGGAUUUUCCCCAAUUUAGCUUAGAAGCUUCUAGCUUUUUGUACUUUAGUAAACUCAGAUUAUUAACUUUAGAUCAAGCAGAUGAAAGUGCGACUUAUUUUCCCUCAUUAAAUGUUUUUUAAAGGUGUUUUUGUAUUUUGUUAAAACCUCAGCACGGACUUUUAAUAAUGUGGAAGUUGUGCAGCAGUUUGGUUCAGAAAACAUCUAUUUGAAUAUGAUCAGCUGCAAAGAGAACAAUUUCAAGGUUAUUAGAAAUAUAAAGAUUAAAGUCUUUCUGAACACUGACCUCCUAGAAGUUCAACUAUUUUUUCUUUUUCCUUAAGUAGUAUCAUCCAUCUUUAAUUUCUCACUGGCAUUUAUUAAAACAGAUAAUAAAUACUGUUACUGUGUGAGGUGUCUACAAGAGAGAAUAAACAGUGGGGGUUCUUUGUCUUUCCAUACCAUUAGAUUGCUACACAGGCUCACUAGCUUAAAUCUCUUAAGUUUGUUAAACUUGGGAGGAGAAAUACAACAAGGUUUAGGAAACCACACUUAGUUCCACUGUGUUU